AUGAGCUGUAGAAAGUUCAGUGCGCCAAGACAUGGGUCGUUGCAGUUCUGCCCAAGAAAGCGUUCAUCAACAAUCAGACCGUCAAUAGGUGCGUUUCCAAAGGACAAUGCACAAAAGGCAGUGCACCUGACAGGAUUCAUGGUGUACAAGUGUGGAAUGACUCACGUGGUAAGGACUAAGGAGCUUGUGACCAAGAACAAGCAGGUGACUAAGGAGCUUAUGGAAGCAGUUACGGUUCUUGAGGCACCACCAAUGGUUGUACACGGAGUUGUUGGAUACGAGGAGACAGCACAAGGAAUGAAGAGAAUGCAACCAGUUUAUGCAGCACAUCUGAGCGAAGGAGCACUAAGAAGGAUGUUUGGAUAUGGAUAUGAAGAGAUUGGAAAGAAGGUUGCGGGCGGAUACAAUGCUGAAGAGAUGCAACGACGAGUAGAGGAGAUGAAGAAGAAGGCAUGUAGUAUCAGGGUGCUUGUGGAGACACAGCCAGUGUUAGUGAAGGGACUGAAUCUGAAGAAAGCACACAUAGCAGAGAUGCAGGUGAAUGGAGGAAGCAUGAGUGAGAAGAUUGAAUGGGCGAUGAGUAGACUUGAGAAGGAGAUAAGAAUUGCAGAAGUAUUUGGAGUGAAUGAGAAUAUUGAUGCGGUUGGAGUAACGAAGGGAAAGGGAUUCCAAGGAACAGUGAAAAGGUUUGGGGUACGAAUUCAGCCAAGGAAGUCACGAAAGGGAAUAAGAAAGGUUGCAUGUAUUGGAGCAUGGCACCCAAGCAGAGUGAUGUAUUCAGUGGCAAGGGCAGGGCAGAUGGGAUUCCAUAGAAGGACUGAGGUGAACAAGAAGGUGUACAUGAUUGGUAAUGGAAAGGAGGAGAUACAAACUGAGUAUGACCUGACACGCAAGCCAAUAACGCCUAUGGGAGGGUUCCCACACUAUGGAGUAGUGCGAAAUGAUUAUAUUAUGGUGAAGGGAGCAGUGAUGGGACCUACGAAGAGGGUAGUGACGCUCAGGAAGAGCCUGCAUGAGCAGAAGAAGGGAGAGGAAGUGGUGAUCAAGUUUGUUGACACGUCAUCUAAGAUUGGACACGGAAGGUUCCAGACGAGUGAGGAGAAGAGAGUGUUCUAUGGCGCUAAUAAGGCGGAGAUAGUUGAUGAGGUUCAUUAA
Molecule: messenger RNA, 1155 nt
Organism: Ordospora colligata OC4
Lineage: Eukaryota; Fungi; Microsporidia; Ordosporidae
Product: ribosomal protein L3
Exons: 1
Coding region: 1-1155 (384 amino acids)
Biological process (GO): translation; ribosomal large subunit assembly
Cellular component (GO): ribosome; cytosolic large ribosomal subunit
Molecular function (GO): structural constituent of ribosome; RNA binding
Source: RefSeq, a predicted model, not a curated record